CAGAGAGAGGAUGGGGGGCAGGUUAAGGGUUAACUAGAGCUGGAGGAUAAAGGGCAAAGCAGCUAGUGUCUGAGUACAGAAGCAACUGGCUUUUAUUAUUUCCAGAGCGCGAUGUGCAGAGACAGAGGUUUUAGAACAGGUAGUAAGUAAAGCAAGCGCAUAAGCCAAGCAGAGCCCUGGCUGAGAGCUUGCAGCCUGAACGAAGUACAGCUGCUUGUAAGUGUUAUGCCUCUGAUCUCAUGGCAUGUGUGGGAGGAGAGAGUGCCUUGCAUCACACAGGCAGUGGCACAGUUCUCCCUCUGAUCUACCCCCAUGCUCCCUGGACACAAAGUGGUAACAGAAAGACCAUUAGGUCCCAGUAGGAGUGGGUGGGACUCUGCUUGAUCUGGAGUGGUGAGCAAAAGGGCAAGAAGUAGAUUCCACAGAAGAGCUUUGAACUCCCACCAACCCCAGUCUCAGACUGCAUCCUUGGGAUCUAAAUAUGGGAGCCUCCAUCCUUCAUUGGCUGUCCUAGGUGUAACGGUUCUCCCCUCCCCUUGUAUUCUCCACUGACUCCUCGUGUGAUUGCAUGUGGGGCUUGCACUCAGUCAUGGCACUGGCCUCCGGGUUUGUGAUCUGUGGAGCCAAGCUUUGGUAUUGUCGGUGGGCGCUGGCUGCUGCUGAGACCUCCCAGAUGCAUGACAGCCUUUUGCAGUUGCUCUGCCUUCCCAUAGCGAGGAAAUGCAACAUCCUGUUAGGUUGCAAUGCAUCUCCAUGUUACAUUUCACUUAGCUAGCAAUCCCUGCCCAGUGCUCAAGGCCCCUGACCAAUGCUGGGGCUCUGUAUGGCUACGGUCUGCCCUGCUGAUCCACUUCCUCAAGCCAGCAGGGACAGGAGUGCUGCGUGCAGAGUCUCUGCUAGGUCCUCUCUGGUUUGCCAAGGGCUCUGGCAAGAGUAUUCCAGCACAGAAUUGUGGUCACUGUAAUAAAACGGUGGGGGAGAGGGAAGGUGGCAAGGCUCUGCCUGGUUUGUAAAGACAAGCCCUGUCCCAGGAGAAAAUGGCUGUUUGGGUUGAAAGCUGAGAACUCCUCUCAAGGGCUAAACAGAAAACAGCCAAAAAAUUAGCUAGCAACACGAAGCUGAGCAAAGGCAGCUUUUCAGGCCUCCCCAGGCAGCCAGCAGACUGAGGGUCUGGGAAAUGAAAACCAGAAAGUCUCCUUGAGAGAGCAGAGAACAGGUGUUCGAUAAAUACAACGCCGCCGGCCUGUGUGUCCCUUUAAGAGCUUAGCUGGCUCUGUGCCCAUCCCUCCUCUCUGCAAAGCAUAGCUCUGUCCUAGCUGCCUCUCACACUGCUGUUUGAUUUCCUUCUCUGCCUCAGCUGCUCUUGGCCUAGCAGGAUGGCAGCUCAAGGCCCCCAGAAGCUGGAGGAGAAGCUGGUCUGCUCCAUCUGCCUGGAGAUGUUUGGGACACCAGUGACCAUGCCCUGUGGGCACAACUUCUGCAUGAAGUGUAUCAACAACCACUGGGACAAGGAAGAGAUGACAACUGCUCCGGGCGAGAAGGUUUGCACCUGUCCCGACUGCAGGAAAUGCUUUGGGCAGCGGCUGGAGCUCAGCAAGAACGUUGCCCUUUGCGGCGUGGUAGAGCUGGUCAGGUCUGGCGAAGAGCAGGCCUCCAGCGUUGAGAGGAAAUCCCCCGUCAAUGGGGGCAGGUGCUCCAGGCACGGGCGGCCCCUGGAGCUCUACUGCCAAGAGGAAAAGCUGUGCAUCUGCUGCGUGUGCACGGUGAAGGAGUGCCGGGACCACCGCAGGGUCCUGGUCGAGGAGGAGCGCAGGAGAAAGGAGGUCCUGUUAGAAGAGUCUCUGGUGAAAACCCAGGAGGAGGCUGUGAAGAGCAAGGAGGAGAUGCACAAACUGGAGGAGCAAACAGACACCAUAAAGGAGUCUUCAGAGUUGCUGAAGUCGGGGAUUUUGCAGAAGUUUGCCCACCUGCUAAAAGCCCUGGAGGAAAGCCAAAGGACGGCCGUGGACAAGAUAGAGCAAGAGCAGGCCACUGCCCUAGGACAAGUGGCAGAGAACUGGAGCCACCUGCAGGACCAUCUGGCCAUGCUCACCCAGCACCAGCAAAAGGCCCAGGAGCUGCUGACCUGUGGAGAUGAUAUGAAGUUCCUAGAGGUACUGGUGCCCACUCAGCCAUGCCUGGAGAGAGCUGUGACCACCCUGUACUCUGUGGUCAGUGGCCAGGCCACUUGUAUGCUGAAGUCAGUUUCGCUUUGCACAUAAUGCCCUGUGCACACAGUCUCAAAGCCAGCAAGAGAGCUUCAGGUGUAUGGAGGGUUGGUCCAGCAAUGGCCCAGAUGGUCAGGGAUGCAAUAGAGAUAUCAAAUCCCAUUUAUUUAGUGAACUGGUCAAACGGGAAAUUGUGGGAGGGGCUGGAGUGCCCCCCACUCACAGUGGGCCCCAUGGGGCUGGCAUGUAGGCAGACCCAGUGCAACACCAUGCCACCAACUGUGGUUGAUGCCCCGUCAGCUUUGCUGCAGCUGCUCCUGGGAAACACCUUGCAGGAAGAUGGGGCACCUGAGCACCCCCUUGAGGACUGCAUGAGUCACUGAGGCAUGCAAAUUACGUAUCUAAGGCAGGAGUGGGCUAGAUUUGGCCUGCCCAUCUGCCUUAUCCAGCCCACAGUCUGCCCCACCGAGACCCUCAGGCACAGAGCAGCCAGCUGCUUCAUAGCAGCUGCAUGCCACUUUAAGCAGCUGGCUGCUCCCUGUGGCUCUCUGCUCUGAGUGCUGGGGGAGACUUCACCCACUGCCCCCAUCCCCUAGCAAAAUCUCUCAGCUCCCGUUGGCCAGUUUUUGCAGAGG
Molecule: messenger RNA, 2842 nt
Organism: Pelodiscus sinensis (Chinese soft-shelled turtle)
Lineage: Eukaryota; Metazoa; Chordata; Testudines; Trionychidae
Source: RefSeq, a predicted model, not a curated record